AUUUCUCUAUCUUCCUAUCAGAACUUGGGUCUGUGCACGGCUUCCCUGAUGUACAUUCUGAGUCGGGAUCGUCUUAACAUGGAUCUGGACAGGGCCUGUCUGGAGCUUAUGAUCAAGCUGCUGGAGAUAGACCAGGACUACUCGGCCCACCAGGAUCAGCUCACUCCCAAAGAGGUGGAAAAGGUCAAGGAGAAGAUCAGGAAGCUGUGUGAGACCGUGCAUAACAAGCACCUCGACUUGGAAAACAUCACGACGGGCCACCUCGCCAUGGAAACUCUGCUCUCUCUAACCUCCAAGAGAGCGGGGGAUUGGUUCAAAGAAGAACUGAGACUUCUGGGAGGGUUGGACCAUAUUGUAGACAAAGUUAAGGAGUAUGUGCAGAACCUGAGCCAAGAGGACGACAAGGAGAACCUGGUCGUAUCGUUAUGGGGAGCGGAGCGCUGUCUGAGAGUACUUGAAAGUGUGACAGUGCAGAACCCAGAAAACCAGGCGUACUUGAUUGCCUACAAAGAAUCACAACUCAUCGUCUCCUCCGCCAGAGCUUUGCGGUACUGUGAAGAUAUGAUUCAGCGAUACAGCAGGUCGCUAAAUAACAGCUCUCUGUCGUUGUCGGGGGCAGCGCUGCCCCACUGCAGCUUCAGUAACGUUGGCAAGGCCGUGGAGGACUGCAUGCGGGCCGUCAUAGGAGUGUUGCUCAACCUCACCCACGAUAAUGAGUGGGGCAGCACUAAGACUGGUGAGCAGGAACAGCUUACCGUAACUGCUUUGAAUUGCGUCCUCCGAGUUCCACGCUUCAUCCCCCAGGAGCAGCGGUUCGACGUGCGAGUUUUGGGUCUAGGUCUACUUAUCAACCUGGUGGAGUACAGCUCCAGAAACCGCCACUGCCUGGUGGACAUGGAGUACCUAAUGGACGACAGCUUUCUGGAAGACAGCCUGCUGCAGCCGGCUGACCCGACAGGAGCAGAGACAGCGAACGCACCGCCGCCCGCCGCUGCUGAGUCUCAGGGAGACGAUCCUGUCAAGCCCAAGCCCUCCGGUGCUCUGGCUGCCCUGGUGCAGUUCUUACUUGAGAGGGAGCGCGCCGCCAUCCUGGCUGAGGCCAAGACGGACGACCUCAUCAGCGAGGCGCCAAAGCCGGCACUCGACAAAAGUGGAGAGUGGAAGGAGACGUCGGGGGAGAUACAGUGGGUGGCAGCCGAACCCAACGACAACCAAACGGAGACGAAUGAGGACGAGAAGAAAGAGGAGGAAGAGGAAGAGUUGGAUCUGAAUAAAGCUCUGCAGCACUCAGGCAAACAUAUGGAGGACAGCAUUGUUGCCUCCUACACCGCCCUGCUGCUGGGCUGCCUCUGCCAGGGAAGCCAGAUAAAUUUGACUACUGUGAGACAGCAUCUACCUAAAGGGGACUUCUCCAUCAUGACAGAAAUGCUGAAGAAGUUCUUGAGUUUCAUGAACCUCACUUGUGCGAUGGGCACCACGGGACAGAAGUCCAUCACCCGGGUCAUCGAAUACCUGGAGCACUGUUAACAGACAGCCAGACCAGGACCUCACACUCUGCACAUUAAAGGGACCCCGGGCUCUUCUGGUGCCCCGUCCCCGAUUGGAGCCACAGGGGUGGGGGGGUGGUGGGGGUCAUCGAAGACUCGGCAGCGUUCCUUUGACUUCACCAGAUCAACAAAUGCUGCGCUCACUCUGAAUUGCUACCGAUGAAGGCGUGAACUCACAAAAAGUUUCCCUUUCUCUGGAGCACAGCCCGAACCAAAGCCCUGCUAGCUGACAGACAUCACAUUUCUUCAGUUCCACAUUUGAUUAGUCAGGAGAUUCAUCCUCAGGUUCCUGGGAAUCAGGCAGAGGCUAACGUGUCAUAAUAAUCCGUGGAAUCAUCUUAUAUGAUAAGGGACUCACUGACGUGUUCUUGAAACAUCUUUAAGAGGUUUAACGGUCUGAUGGUCCGCAGCCUGGUCUCAUUCCCGGUCACUUAGCCCGAGUGUAAACCUCUGAAUGAAAUGUUAUGGAUCAUUACAUUUUAAUCUCAUCCACAUCGAAGCCAAGUAUGAAAUCAUUGAUAAGCAUGAAACACAAUAAUUUUCAUGGAUGUUAGAAUGACGUCUCUAUGUAAACUCGUGUGGAAUGAUUUUGGACGCUUUCACCCGUUAAGCUUAAUGUUUGCAGUUGGCUUGAAUGUUGAAGGGAAGCAGAGUUUUUUUUAAAUCUUUGAUUUGUAUGUUUUAAUUGUGCCCGUUAAUUUUGUAAAACGGUGCGGGUUAGCAAGUUGCGUAGGCGCAAUGUUAUGCGCGUAUCUUAUAUGUUUUUAGACUUGUUUUUAAGUUGUUCUUCAGGGCAUUUUUUCCUCACCCAACUCAUGAAUGACUUUUAAAGGACUGCGCGACAUGCUGGCUUUGAUAGGGUGUCCUUUAUUUGAAAAAUAAAGGCCCUUGGAAAUUACACGCUAUUAUGAAUUUAAAUGUUCAUUCUUACAAAUCAUUAAUUUGGUCCUAUUUUACUUUGUUUUGCUUAUUUAAAUUCAAAUAAAAUCAAGAGUUUGUAAUAACAAUAUGCAUUGAAGCUCACAGGUAUAACAGAUGUGAUGAAUUACUCAAACAUGUGAUGGUUGUGCUUCUUUUUAAAAUUUGAAAUGAAGUUAUUUUUUUCUUUUUAAAUGUAUUUAAUUUAAUGCUUUCUCCUCCUGUUUGUAAAUGCAAUGUUUUUACCUAGUGAGAUGCCAUUUGUGUCUAAAGUUUCCCAUCCUGUUUCAUUAAGAUAUGUCCCAUAUGACACAGCUCAGUGGCUGGACAAAGAAUAUGCGGAACAGUUACUUUUUUCUCUCAUGUUAAUUGGCAUUGGGGAUUUACUGAUGGCGCCACAUUUCUGUAUGUCCAGCCACAUGUAGCUUCAUGUUUUAGUCUACACAACAUUCAUUAAGCUCCCAUUAAUUUAUUAUUUUGGUGUCAUUGUAUUUGUACACAUUAAUCUUCAAAGGCCUCUGUCUUGUACUGCUCACAUGUACGAUCACUGAUUUGAAUGACAGCCAUACCUGUAAAAGCAGAUUAGUUGUAUCUAGUUUGUAGGCGGCAGUGAACAACUGUGUUUACUGCGUCUGAUUACUUUGCAAAAUUCUGGUCUGAAUGGAAUUUUAGAUUGUAAAUACUCCUGUACAUAGCGGUUAAUGGACAUUUAAAAAUGCUUAGACUACUUUUUCCCUGAAGCUGAUAUUUUUAUUUUAUACAAUAUUUCUGGGUUGUCAUUUGGAAAAACAAAAAUCGCAGGAAGUGGAGAAAAAAAAGUUUGUACUCGUUUCAAGGACACUGUCUUUGGUUACAAUGUAAAUAAUUGUAUCUGAAAAAGAAAAAAAAGUUGCUACUUUCAA
This is a messenger RNA of Notothenia coriiceps (black rockcod), 3367 nucleotides long. Its product is annotated as wings apart-like protein homolog. The transcript is spliced from 11 exons. The record is from RefSeq and is a predicted model, not a curated record. Bases 49 to 1527 code for a protein of 492 amino acids. Lineage: Eukaryota; Metazoa; Chordata; Actinopteri; Perciformes; Nototheniidae.